Molecule: messenger RNA, 2004 nt
Organism: Poecilia latipinna (sailfin molly)
Lineage: Eukaryota; Metazoa; Chordata; Actinopteri; Cyprinodontiformes; Poeciliidae
Product: dihydropyrimidinase-related protein 3-like
Exons: 4
Coding region: 1-549 (182 amino acids)
Biological process (GO): actin crosslink formation
Cellular component (GO): cytosol
Molecular function (GO): hydrolase activity, acting on carbon-nitrogen (but not peptide) bonds, in cyclic amides
Source: RefSeq, a predicted model, not a curated record
AUGGAACAGGAGGAGGAAACCAUCAGAGAUCACAGACACGCUGAGAAAGGAGAAUCUGGAGGAGAUAGAAAAUACACAAGGCUGAAAAAAGGGAGCAAAGUCCUUUUCUUUGUGUUUCAGGCUGCUGAGUACAAUGUGUUUGAGGGCAUGGAGCUGCGCGGUGCGCCGCUGGUGGUGAUAUGCCAAGGAAAGAUUGUUCUGGAAGACGGAAACCUUCAUGUCACCUCUGGAGUGGGACGUUUUAUUCCCUGCCCCCCCUUCCCAGACUUUGCCUACAAGCGCAUCAAAGCCAGGAAGCAGCUGGCUGUGCUGAGGGCAGUGCCCAGAGGAAUGUACGACGGGCCCGUGUCUGAAUUCUCCAUGUCCCGUGGCGGCACCCCCUCCGCCUCGGCACGCACCUCGCCCACCAAGCAGCCGGUCAGAAACCUGCACCAGUCUGGAUUCAGUCUAGCAGGUCCUCCCACCCCAGAGGACGCUCCCAUCAGGCCACCUGGUCGCCGUAUUGUAGUGCCCCCUGGUGGUCGGUCCAACAUCACAUCUCUCAGUUAAACAGCAGGACAACACUUCUAGAAGAACAGAGUGGACGAUAGAGGGAGGGGACGAGGGAGGGGAGGGAAAAAGGGACAGAGGACCAGAGUUAGUCAAAAUUUGAAGAGCAAAACACUGAAUCCUCAUGCCUUACCUGUCACACUGCUACUAUGCUCAGAUGAGAAUUGUAUCCGUUUUCCUGGAAAGAACAGAAACAGAAGUUGCCAACAAAGCACAUUUCACAUGAACAAUGUCAGCCUCAGUUCAUGUCAGUGCAGAAUACUUCAUACCAACCACACAGCCAUGUUCUAAUGUACUUUGGUAAAACCUUACAUCAUCACAUUUAACCUUGAGAAGGAAAUAAAGUUUUUCAAAGGAAAAUGGAUACUGAUUUUCUAGGGAUUCUCCUUUUACCCUGCUUGGCUUUUAAUAUCACCCCUUUCAGUAGCGAGCUUUCUCCAUAGUCAGCAAGACUGAACAAUAGAUCCCACAAUAGCCAUGUUUUGUCAUGCAGUACCAUUGAUUAGCUCUAGUUGGCAAUGUACAUAUGGUAGAUGUAAUGUAGCUUUGUGAAUGAUGUGGUUGCAGCCUGUUUGGGUUUACCGGACCAAUUAAAUUCUUUUAUCACCUCUAAACACAGGAGGGCUGCUGGACAUGGAGCUGCAUGGGCCACAUUAAUAUGGGUGACGUGAUCCAUGAUCCUUUCCCACCUCCUCCUGUAAGGCCAUACUUACCGUCCUCAUUAUGUACUGUAUUGAUGUUAAAAAAGACAAUAAGAUCAGUGUUUGAGAAAACACAAAGAAAGAGGAAAUAUUAGAAGUGUUUUUAUUAUUCUUCAUUCCCUAAAGGUUUGUCAGAUUUUAUUAUUUUGCGUUCCUUCAUUUUCUUGCGUAAAGAACAUGGCAAGAAACAGUCCUUUGCAUUUGCUUCAUGUAAACUGGCUGCCUCUGUGACGCUGUGACCAUUUCUACAAAACAGAACGAUGGAACAGAAAGGUGCUAACAAAUAAAUACAAACUCUAAACUUGCUGGGUAAAAAAUAGCUCUCUUAUUACUGCUCUUUACUGAUUUGUUUUAUUUUUAACUAGCGCGGCUCUCAUUUGAAGGACAAGUGGAAGACCAUCAUUCACUUGUGAUCCACCUUAACCCUUUAAUAAAAUCCUCAACACAUUCAGCAGCAGCCUGAAAGUAAACCAGCCUAUUUUCUGAUAAGGCAGAGGAUGACGGUGCCGUCAGGGAAUCCAUUCUCUUUAUUUGGCGACAAUUGAAACAAGAUGCUCUUAUUAUUCUGCACACUAAGGCUGAGAUGAGAUGUGGGUCUUCUUGUAUUUAUGUUAGGAUGACAACCUUUGUUGUUACGUUUCUUUUAAUUUUUUUUUUUUUUUACGAUUGUGUCAGAACUCUGAGAUGGCAGGUCAUUUAAAGGUGUGCUGGUAUGAAAUGUUUCCUGAAUAAACAUGAGUUGCAGCUGGUGUUA